This is a messenger RNA of Indicator indicator, 1587 nucleotides long. RefSeq names its product coiled-coil domain containing 78 (gene CCDC78). The coding region runs from base 1 to 1587 and encodes 528 amino acids. The record is from RefSeq and is a predicted model, not a curated record. Lineage: Eukaryota; Metazoa; Chordata; Aves; Piciformes; Indicatoridae. The transcript is spliced from 16 exons. Gene Ontology annotation, cellular component: cytoplasm.
AUGGGUUUGGGAAGUGGAGCAGAGAAUGAGGAUGUGAAGCUGCAGGACAGGAGCAAGGAGCUGCAGCAGCUCAGAGACCUGCAGGAGAGGACAGGGAAGCUGCCUGGCUCCAAACCAGACCUGCCUGCCAGGGUGGGCUUCAGUGAGGAGGAAAAACUGAAGAUGACCAAAGACCUCCUUGAUGUCCAGAUUGAGUCAAACAAGAUGAAGGAGCAGUAUGAGAUGGAGAACUUUGAACUGAAAAAUAAGGUGCUGGCGCUGGAGCAGCGAGCGGCGGAGCUGGAGCGGUGCCGCCGGCAGGGCAGCAGGGAGCGCAGUGCCCUGCGGGAGCAGCUGCAGACGCUGCAGGGCCGGCGGCAGGAGCUGGCCGAGGAGUACAUCGCUUUGAAAAGCAAUUACCUGGCCCUAGGCAAACAGCUGGACCGGGAGGUGAUGAAGAACAAAGAGCUCAGCACAGAGCUGCUCAACCUGGCCAAGGGCAGGAGCAGCCUUCCCCACACAGAGAGCAACCAGCCCCCAGCCCUGGCUGGAGAGGCCUCUGGUGAGCUGGGAAGAGCCAGAGCCAGGCUGCAUGGUGACUCUGCUCAGGGGGUGAAGGCAGAAGGCGCAGCUCCCUCUGGACACCAGCAGCAAGAGCUGGAGGCAAACUUGCCUGGAGACCAGGAUCACAUCAAAGUGGAGCUUGAGAAGCUGAAGAAAACCUAUGACUUGCAGCAGCAGAAGCUGGAAGAGAGAGUGGUGGCGAUGGAGAAGGAGCUGCAGGAGGCAAAGGCAGCGACUGGGCAGAGCCAGCAGAAGCUGGUGGAGCAGUCAGCGGUGCUGCUGAGCUCCCAGAGGCAGCUGCAGGAGGUGGAGGCAGAGAACUCGGAGCUGCAGCUGCGGCUGAAGGAGCUGCAGGAGGAUUGUCGCUGCCGGCUGGCUCGGUACCUGCGGGAGCUGGCGACCUACAUGGACAGCAAAUCCAGCAAUGCAGCAGGGCCCCCCAAAGGCCCAGCUGGUCAUGCUGCCAUGAAGAGCUUCGUGGAGAGGCUGCUGAAGGACAUCAGAGCUUCCUAUAAGGCUCGGGAGGAGCAGCUGGCCACAGCAGCUCGGAGCUACAGGAAACGGCUGAGGAGCUUGGCCAGGAAGCAUGAGAGCCUCCUGAUUGCUUAUGGGCUGCAGCGAGAGCAGAUCCGUGCCUGGGGCAGCAGCACCAUGGACUGCGGCCCCGCAGAGCUCCACUUCGCCCUCACAGAGCCUGAGCUGCUGACCAGCACCGCCCGGGAGCUGAACCGCCUGCGGGAGGAGAAAGCCAGGCUGGAGCUGCAGCUGCAGGAGGUGCAGCAGAACAGGCUGAAGCACAGCUCUGCCCUCCCUCCUGAGCAGCUGCUGGCUGAGAAGGGCUGGGCAGAGCUCAGGAAACAGCUCCAGGAGUUCACACACAAGACCCAGGAGGAUCUGGAGCAGGAGAGAAGCCAGCUGCUGGCUCGGGCGGUGGUGGCAGAAGAGCAGGUGGCAGAGCUGCAGGAGUACAUAAGCAAGCACCUGGCAAGGUACAAGCAGGAGGUCCUCCAGCUGCAGCAGCUGCUGGACAAACAUCCCUCCUGA